This is a messenger RNA of Bufo gargarizans (Asiatic toad), 2787 nucleotides long. It is a transcript of the gene ZFAND5, whose product is annotated as zinc finger AN1-type containing 5. Gene Ontology annotation, molecular function: zinc ion binding; DNA binding. NCBI's taxonomy places the organism in Eukaryota, Metazoa, Chordata, Amphibia, Anura, Bufonidae. The transcript has 6 exons. The record is from RefSeq and is a predicted model, not a curated record. Bases 290 to 922 code for a protein of 210 amino acids.
UCCGCCCCCUGGCGGUGUAUAGACACAACGCUCUCUCUCACACACAGGAGACCCAUUCGGGGGGCGAAGCGAACGGAUAGUCAUCGCAGGACCUGCGGGGGACACCGGGGACUUAUCAGCGCUCACUUGUGGUACACCCCGGAUUAUUACACGGCGCCGCCAGGAGGAGUUAGGGGCCCUGCUGUUGUUACUGUUAGUCAGCAAACAAAGAAGAAGGCAGAGCGGAGCCGCUGUGAAGACGUCCUCCCCGCCCGCCUGUGGCCUCAGAGUUCUGAAACCAUAGAAAACAAUGGCUCAGCAGACCAAUCAAACCGCAGGCCCUAUGCUCUGCAACACAGGCUGUGGCUUUUAUGGGAACCCUAGAACAAAUGGAAUGUGCUCUGUGUGCUACAAAGAGCAUCUUCAGAGGCAGAACAGUGGCCGGAUCAGUCCAAUGGGAGCAGCCAGUGGUUCAAGUAGUCCUACCGCAGAAGCUGCAGCCAUACAGAGAGUAGAAACUGCAUUAAACAACUGUGAGAGCGAUGUUGGCAGCCCUACUGACAAAUCCAGGAAUGUCGCUGCUUUACCCGUGACCCAGCAAAUGACAGAAAUGAGCAUUUCAAGAGAAGAUAAUGUGACUUCUCCAAAAACAGAAUCCUUUGAGCCAGUUGUGACUCAGCCAAGUGCUUCAGUAUCUCAGCCCAGUACAUCUCAAAAUGAAGAAAAAACUCCAGAACUCCCCAAACCAAAGAAGAACAGGUGUUUCAUGUGCAGGAAGAAGAUUGGACUUACAGGUUUUGACUGCCGUUGUGGGAAUCUGUUUUGUGGACUCCAUCGUUACUCUGACAAGCACAACUGCCCUUAUGAUUACAAAGCAGAGGCCGCAGCAAAAAUAAGGAAAGAAAACCCUGUUGUCGUGGCAGAAAAAAUACAGAGAAUAUAAAUCUACUAUUUGUGAAGACUGACUUUAUUACAUAAUUUUUUUUGGUUCUGAUUUUAAUAUAUCCUAGGGAAACAUUAAAGAGCAGAUGCAUGUUUUUCUUUCCGAUAAACUUUUUUUUUUUUUUUUUUGUGAUGUCUAGUUUAUUUUAUUUUUUUCCUCUAUUUUUAUAGUAUGUGUUGAGUGUUACAGGCAAAACUGAAUGAAUAGAUGAUACAGCCCCUCUUACCCCUUUUUUUUUUUGUGUUCCUGAGCUUUCAGAACUUGGACGUCUCCGUACUGGUUUCACCCCUCUUAGUGGAAUGCAUUAGGAAAUGCUAACUGAAUGUGCCAAAAUGUAGGUCUAAAAUCCGUACGGCUGCAGCAGAGAUUACCAGUAUUUAGUCUGGACUGUGAGCUCUGAUGUGUGUGCACCACAGCUGCUUUUUUUUUUUUUUUUUUUUUUUUUUCUGUUUUCUUACUGAAUGACUGCGUUCUUUCACCAUUAGUAUAAAGCAGGGAUGCCCAACCUGCGGCCCUCCAGCUGUUGUAAAACUACAACUCGCAUCAUGCCCUGCUGAUAGCUGUAGGCUGUCCGGACAUGCUGGGAAUUGUAGUUUUGCAACAGCUGGAGGGCUGCAGGUUGGGCAUCCCUGGUAUAGAGCAUAGUUAAAACAUGGCCACAUGAUUUAUUAGAUUUGUUUUAUUUUUUCUUGAUCUUGCCUUUUAACACUUACAAUGAGCAAUACUUUGUUUAGUAUUUGACACUGGAUUUUAUUAUACUUCAGUACAUUUGGCAAUUUAACAGCAGUUACUAUUUCUGUGAAAUAAGUAUAUAUAAAUUAUUUUUUAUUCCCCCCCCCCCCCCCCUCCUCCUCCAAAUCUCCGUUUUCCAAAACCUAGGUUGCAGAGCAUCGAAUAUGCGUUUGUUAAGCUAUUGUGUUCUGAUAAGUCAUGGCUGUUUUGGUGCCCUGGUAUUGUAAUCCUGCAGGGUUUUAAUGUGUUGUGAACCCUACAGUGCCUUUUCUGUUUGCCGUUGUUAUAACUGAGGCAACCAGAAAUUCUGGAUGUGCAGGUUGUCAAUUAAUCCCAGCCCGAACUUUCAGUCCUUUGAAAACAAGAACUUGAACAUUAGCUUGCUGCACACACCAUCCUUUUUGUGUCUCUUGGAUUUAGUAAGGUAAUCUAAUGGCUUGUACCCAUUAAAUGGAGGUUUUCCUAUGUGAUUCACUUGCACAGAUUUGCAUGAAAACCAUACCUUACUUGGCUGCUGUAGAUCCUCUUAUUCUUAUAUAGGGUUGAGGUGUGUGUUUCAUGUUAGUUCUUCCAUGAGUUCUGCCAGGAACCACACUAUGAGGAGCGGGGGCUGCUCAACUUUAUAGUUUUCAAUUGUAAUUGGGUGUAGGACUGUAAUUUUCUUGGUUUUCUUGCAUGGGCUGCAUUAUCUACAGCUUUGUACAAAAACUACUCUAGAAAAGACAGUAAACUUCACUGAUGCUUGUCUGGUAAUAUCACUUCUGUGUUAUAAUGGAAGGUUUGUAUGAGACUUUUAAAAUUUUCUUUGCUCUUUAGAUGAGAGUUUUUUUUAUUUUAUUUUUUGAGUAGUGUUGUGGUAUUGCCUGUUCUCAUCUGUAAAUAGUUUGUAUGUAUGUUCACUUACGUUAAGAUUUGUUUUGUGUUCUGCCCUCAACUCAUUUUACUGUUCCCAAGAAUCAGUUUUUCUUUUUUUCUUUUUCUUUUUUUGCUCUACAACUUGUAUUUCUGUUCUGAGUUACUAGAUAUGCAAAUGUGUACAGAUAGUUCAUAUUUAUGUAUUGCACAUAAUCCUGCUAUUCAGCAUUUAUGCUAUAUUGUAUUAUGUAAAUAAUAAAAAUGUACAGAGGGAAUCA